Molecule: messenger RNA, 6569 nt
Organism: Python bivittatus (Burmese python)
Lineage: Eukaryota; Metazoa; Chordata; Lepidosauria; Squamata; Pythonidae
Source: RefSeq, a predicted model, not a curated record
CUUUUAAAAUACAGCAUUCUUGAGUAUCAAAGAAUUUCAAGACUUCCUAAUUUAUUGGGUUGGUGUACUCCUUUUUUAUGACUUAAAAAUGGAACCUUUGUCAUUCAGAGUUAAAAAUCCUGAAGCGUUCAGUGACGGUUCAGUUGACUUCAGUCUUCACCUGAUAGGGUCCUUGCCUGUGCACUCUUUAACCACCAUGCCAAUGCUUCCUUGGAUCGUGGCACACGUCCGACAGCUCAGCACUCAGGCUUUGAAGGAAGAGCCUGGCACCAGGCAAAUUCGGAUUUAUGUCUCACCGGCCAGGAUACGCUGUGAAGUGGACUCAGGAAAAAACCAGCAGUGGGAUCCUCUGAUUUGUUCUAGCCUGUUUGAAUGUAGGCCACAGCAUGUCCACAAACUGAUUCACAACAGUCAUGAUCCAAGCUAUUUUGCCUGCCUGAUAAAAGAUGGAGCACAACAUCAGCAAAAUAUCUGCUACGUCUUCAAAGCUGAUGAUCAAACAAAAGUGCCUGAGAUUAUUAGCACCAUCAGACAAGCAGGGAAGAUCGCACGCCAGGAAGAGUUUCAGAAUAAUCUUUCGGAUGUUGAAGAUCCUUUUAGCAAAAAGUUUGAGGUGCUGUUCUGUGGCCGAGUCGUGGUAGCUCACAAAAACGCACCUCCAGCCCUUAUAGACGAAUGCAUUGAGAAAUUUAAUGAUGUUAGUUAUACCAAAAACUUGGACUCUGGCUCAUCCUCCAAUCAAAAUGAUACUGCCAACCACUCAAGCGGAUUUUCCAUAAGUGAUAAAUUCCGCUCGGUCUUCCAACCCUUGGUUAAUGAAGAACAGGAGAAUAAGCCGAUGAGGAAAUCUUACUCUCAACCUGGACUACGCUCUUUUUCUUUUAAAAAAGAUUUACAAACCUGGAGCCUAAAGAGUAACAGCAUUGCCAGAUCCUUUGAUGACGAUGUCAUUUCUCUGAACUUAAGAAGCCAAUUUAUCCAUGGGCAAAAUGUACAGCCAACAGAUAUUGCAGGGAACCGGAUUAUGUUGUUCACGAUUGGGCAGUCUGAAGUUUACAUCAUUAGUCCUGAUACCAAAAAAGUAGUUAUUGAGAAAAGCUUUAAAGAAAUUUCUUUUUGCUCUCAGGGGAUUCGACAUGUGGAUCACUUUGGAUUUAUCUGCAGAGAACCUUCAAAAAAUGGCGGCUUCCAUUUUGUAUGUUACGUAUUUCAGUGUACAGAUGAAGCCCUGGUGGAUGAGAUCAUGAUGACCUUGAAACAGGCUUUCAGUGUGGCUGCGAUCCAGCAAAAUUCCAAAGCACAGUCCCAAUUCUGUGAUGGGUGUCCGAUGCAGAUUCUUCAUAAACUUUGUGAAAAGAUAGAAGGGAUGCAUCCUUCUAAAACUAAGUUGGAGCUGCAAAAACAUCUAACCACACUGAAUAACCAGGAGCAGGGCUCCAUCUUUGAGGAAGUUCAGAAAAUAAGGCCAAGAAAUGAACAGAAGGAGAAUGAAUUAAUAAUGUCUAUCCUAAGAAAUGUGUAUGAAGAAAAACAGAAAGAUCACAUUCACCUUGGUGAAGUUAAACAGACCACGCAGUCCUCUGUAGAAGCCAUGGGAAACGAAAUGCCGAACAGCACAACUCGUUUCAAGCUAGACAUGUUCAAGAGCAAAGCGAAAAGGUCACUCACGGAGUCACUAGAAAACAUUUUAUCUCGAGGAAAUAAAAGUAAGAGUCAACAGGAAACUUCUGGAAGUAUUGAUUUGGAUAGCUCCUUGUCCAGCACACUCAGUACUACAAGCAAAGAAACAUCUCUCUGUGACCAGGAAAACCACUUUCCCUCAGAGAGCCCUCUAAAAUCAAAUGGAUCAGUGGACAAUCUUGACCUUCUCUCAACUGCAUCAGAAAGUCCCUCUGCUGAACAGCCUGCCCAAUCAGCCUAUCAAGGCUUUAGAAGGCGAGCUAACACCCUAAGCCACAUGCCAUUGGAAAGCCAGGAGUCAUCUGAGUCUACUGAAGCGUCUCCGUCAGUUUCACAAAGAAAACUUAUGAGGUAUCAUUCCAUGAGCUCAGAGACUCCUCACCAGCAAAACAGCUCUAACACUUCUUCCAGUCAGGCAUCGUUAGCUGCUGCUGUUGCUCUUCCUCCUCCAUCUCGACUUCAUUGCUCAGCCUCCUCACCCAACUUUUUAAAACGCAUUAGGCAUAAUUCAAGUGGAGAACAAGGCAGGCAUGCCAUGCCAAAGAGCAUCUCUUACCGUUCUGCUCUCCAGAAAAAACUUCACUGUUCCUCUUCUGUGCCAAACUUCUUAAAAUUUCUGGCUCCCGUAGAUGAAAAUAACGCCUCUGACUUUAGGAACUCAACAAGGGAUUACAAAUCCAAGUCGAAUGAAGCAGAUUUUGUCCCCGAAAGUCCGGUGAAGGCUCGACGACAUUCUUGGAGGCAGCAGAUAUUUUUGAGAGUGGCAACACCACAAAAAGGAUGUGACCCUUCUGGAUGGCAUGAAGAUUAUUCUGAAUUGGGAGAACUGCCACCCAGAUCACCGUUGCAACCCGUUUGUGAAGAUGGCCCUUUUGGGGCAGUAAAAGAGGAUAGAAAAAAGACACCCAAGGAGCUGCGGGAACUGUGGCAAAAGGCUAUUCUGCAGCAGAUACUCCUACUUAGGAUGGAAAAGGAAAACCAGAAAUUGCAAGCUUCUGAAAACGAUCUGCUAAACAAGCGUCUGAAGCUUGAUUAUGAAGAAAUCUCCCCAUGUCUCAAAGAAGUCAUGUCGGUCUGGGAAAAAAUGCUGAAUACUCCAGGAAGAUCAAAGAUGAAGUUUGACAUGGAAAAAAUACAUUCUGCUGUUGAGAAAGGAGUUCCUCGCCAGCAACGGGGAGAGAUAUGGAAAUUUUUAGCAGAGCAGCACCAGCUCAAGCAUCCGUUUCCGAAUAAACAACAGCCAAAGGAUACACCUUAUAAAGAACUCUUAAAACAGCUGACUUCCCAACAGCACGCAAUUCUGAUUGAUUUAGGACGCACUUUUCCAACACAUCCCUAUUUCUCAGCCCAGCUUGGAGCUGGACAGCUAUCCCUCUAUAAUAUCUUGAAGGCGUAUUCCCUCCUGGAUCAGGAAGUAGGCUAUUGCCAAGGCCUUAGCUUUGUAGCAGGGGUGCUGCUGCUCCAUAUGAGUGAAGAAGAGGCCUUCAAGAUGCUCAAGUUUCUUAUGUUUGAUAUGGGCCUUAGGAAGCAGUAUCGACCUGACAUGACAAUUCUACAGAUCCAGAUGUAUCAGCUUUCUCGACUCCUUCAUGAUUACCACAAAGAUCUUUACAAUCACUUUGAAGCACAUGAGAUCAGUCCUAGUCUCUAUGCUGCCCCCUGGUUUCUUACUGUGUUUGCUUCUCAGUUUCCCCUUGGAUUUGUAGCUCGGGUAUUUGACAUGAUGUUUCUCCAAGGAUCAGAAGUUAUAUUUAAAGUGGCUUUAAGUCUCUUGGGAAGCCAUAAGCCUUUGAUUCUGCAGCACGAAAACCUGGAAACAAUUGUUGAUUUCAUUAAAAGUAUUCUUCCAAAUUUGGGCUUGGUACAAAUGGAAAAAACCAUUAACCAGGUAUUUGAGAUGGACAUUUCCAAACAGCUACAAGCUUAUGAAGUUGAAUACCAUGUUCUUCAGGAUGAAUUAAUAGAUUCUUCUCUCAAUGACAAUCAAAGGAUGGAUAAACUAGAAAAAGCCAACAGUAGUUUACGGAAGCAAAACUUUGAUCUCCUUGAGGAGCUGCAGGUGGCUAAUGGAAAGGUCCAAAACCUAGAGGUCAUGGUUGAGGCUUUGCUUAAUAAUGAAGGCAAGCUGAAGCAGACAAUCCUCACGCUAGAACUGGAGAGGAAAGCAUUGUUACAAACGAUAAAGGAAUUCCACAUACAGCCAGCAAACGCCAGUGGAAAAUCUCUGCUCCCUGAGCAAGAACGUAUGAAUGCUGCUAACUGAGAAUUUCAGGCUUCAUGGAGGAGAAAAGGGGAGGCCUAUUUUCUUAAGCAACUAUUAGAAUUUUUCCUAGUGUCCAUGCCUUGUCUUUUUUUCUUCUUCUUUUUCAAAUCAUGUUGCACAAAGGAGAAAAAUGUUACUUAUGCGGAAGCUCUUGCAUGUCUAUAUCCAAAAUUCUUUAAAAUAAUACAUAUACGAAGUACAAGGAGCAGAAGGAUCUUUAUGCCGCCUUUUUUUUUCUUUUUCUUUUUACUGUAAUUUGACAUAUUUCUACUUGGUUGUAAACUUCUGGAGUUCCAUAACUCCAGUAGGUUCUCUACCGUAAGCGCUUUUCAUUCCAACAUUUUCAUCACAUCUACACACAAAGCAUUUUGGAAAUUCCAUGUUAAACAUCAUGGGCUGCAAACUUCUCAAAAGAUUUCAACCUUAGGAGCACUCUGGAGUGAUUUGUUUCCCCUGCUUAAGGGGCUCACAUUCAUUUGUGACUGAAUUUCUUUCUCUGAAGCAGAAAGUGGAUUCUAUUUACUCACAUUGUAUUUUUAAAACUCUUGCUUGGGGACACUGACCUCAUGAACCACAAGAAGCCAAAUGUCACCAUAUAAUUUUGGGGAUUACUCUUUGCUGUUGUACAUGUGAUAAAUAUGGAUUUUUGUUAUUUUUAACCUAACAUUGUAGCAUGGUUGAAUGCUCCAAUAAGAGAGAUCAGGGUCAAGGUGCAAUCUUUCCCUUCUCUCUGUAUUGGCAGAAUCUGAAACUUUCAUAUCGUUAUGGUUGACUAUGCCUUAAAAUGAUAUUUUAUUUAUUUGUGAAUCAUUGUGUUAUAAGCCCUUGUUUUCUGAAUGCAAAUCUAAUGAUUUUCAGUUUUAAUUUCAAUAGUUAAAUCAGAUAGCAAUCAAUUGUAAUUUGAUACACUUCAAAUGUCACCUUUAAACAUUCUGGAGGUACUUAUUGAUUGAAUGAAAGACCUAAAAUAUUCCUAUAUAUAUCUCCCUUGGAAGUAAAUUACACUGAACAAGAUUGCAGUCUUAAAAUAGUUUUAUACAAAAUAGUUCUAUUACUUUUCAUUAGGAGUGCAGGCUCUCCAUUAUGCAUUGAAAAUAUACUUUUUUUCUGUCUGUUGAAGUGUUUUGGGAUAGUUAAAAGACUUCAGGUAUUCUGCAAGUACUAUAGGGUUCAUCAGUGCGCAGCUCCAAGUUUAAUCAAAACGUUUAAUCAGAAAGAUCAGUUGAUAACACACUUUUGUUUGUUUUCAAACAUAUUUGCAUGUUGGUGAUUUUAAAGGUUUUAACCUAGUCAUGUAAUAAUGUGAGACUCAACGAAUGGUUUUCCACUGAUUGCCGUAGACCUGCACUUCUAGGCUUAUCUGCACUACAAACUUUAUUUAAUAACUACUUCAUCCUGCAAAAAGACAGUUCCACUGUAAGGAGGACAUAAUGGUCUCUGAAAGACAAUUUUAAAUAUCCUUGUCAGAUUAAUUCAUUUGAUCCUUGAAAGAAAAGUAGAACAAACUAGCAUGUCUCCUAUAUGUGAUGUAGUGUGGUUAUUUCUUAAGUAACAGUUGGCUGCCUUAAAUAGCAAACGUUCCUUGUUUCUGAAAAGUUAGACUGGCUCUUGAAAAAUAAUUGUUGCAAAUUCACCACAUGGUUUUGCAUUGAUAAAUAUUGGAAAUGACAAUCUAUGAACUUUUUGUUAUUUGGUUUGGUGUUUUAGGCAUCAUGUUUUUCCAUAAUUAUUUCGUAUUGGCAGCAUCAGACAUUUACUUCCAUAACUAUAAGCUAUUAGGAUGCCCAACAAUGUUGGAUUUGGACUGACAUGAUCUGAUCUAUAAGUUUUUUAACACUUAAAAAAAGCAAUAAACAUCUGUUGAAUACUGCCAAAUUUAUUUUGUGAUGCUCCAAAAUCCAGAACAAUUUCUUCUCUUGCACACCCUGCGAUUUUUAAAUAUGAAGAAACUUUCCACAGAAGAGGCUGCAAGUGUAUAGGCCUUGUGCUUUCUAGAUUAUGGACUGAUGAUCCUUCCUACACAAUGAUUCUCACCAUCAAUAUGAUUUGUCAACAAACUCUUCAGCAUUCAAGGCUUCUACCACCAAUUAAAUGCUUUGUCCCUAUGCCUCCACUUGGAAGAAGGAAAGCAGGCAAGCAUGGAGACUUCAACCAAGCCAUGCUUGCAUCUGGAUCAGAUGGGAGCUCCCUAGUUGCAUGAAACUGCAUGGUAUAUCAGUAUAAAGGAAACAAAAUCUUUCUACAAUAUACUAUCUUUCUAGUAUAUUUUUUAAAAUGUAAAGACACUUUUAAGUCAAGCUUGAUUCCUAGAGACUCCAUCCAUGGAGUUUUUCUGGCACAGUUACAGAAGCUGUUGGCCAUUGCUUUCUCCUGGGAUGUUUUUCAGCUUCUUCAUCUAACCUACAGUCUUGGAAUAGCAAGAGUCUCUUCCCCCAUUCAGGUCCAAAUCAAGCCUGAAUCUGUUUAGCUGAGAUCAUCCCUGGUCAUUAGGAGCUGCUACCAUAUUAUAUUUUGGUUUCUCCUUGAGGGUGAGAAUGCCUGAGAUUUCUUACAAACAUGGGAUGAACCAACUUGGCAAGGAUUCUCUCUCAGGCUUACUCCAAGUAUGUGACAUCAGACCUUCUAA